UGACCAUGAGGCAGGCGGUGGAGGCUCAGGUGUUAAACCCCCACUGUGAACUGGGAGAACACGGCCUGCGUCAGAUCCUGACAGAUGUGAUCGAGGAGGUGAGGCACUCGGUGAAUCAGGACAUCGAUGGAGCGGAGAUUCUCCACAGCUUGUUGAACGCCCCCUGGCUGCAGUCGCUGCUCAAGGUUUACGAGAGUCUUCAGAGGCACCUGAGAGAUUCUCCAGCUCCGGUUCUGGACUACGCUUCAGGACUCUCACUCCAGUUGCUGAUCGACAUCAGGGCGUUACAAGGCGGCUCUGAAGAGGCCAAAGAGCUCUACCGUCUCCUGCGGCAGACUCACCUGCAGGCUCUUCUGUCUGCUCAUGAUUCCGUGGCCCAGCGGGACUAUGAGCCAACGCUGCCUCCGAUGCCCGAGGACCUGCCGGACGACGAGGAAGCCACCAGGAUCGUCUGCCUGGUCAAAAACAAACAACCCUUGGGAGCGACUAUAAAGAGGAACGAGGUCACGGGGGAGAUUUUUAUCGCCCGGGUGAUUCACGGAGGACUGGCUGAUCGAAGUGGUCUGCUCCACGCAGGGGACCGGAUCAUAGAGGUGAACGGUUUCCCCGUGGAUGGGAUGGAGCCUGAGCAGGUCAUCCAAGUCGUGCAAGUGAGGUCGCAGGGCACCAUCAUGUUCAAGGUGGUUCCCAUCACAGAAAGGCCGGUCCACAACCAGACGAUGCUCUACGUGCGGUCCAUGGCCGACUACAGCCCCCAACAGGACCCAUCCAUCCCCUGCGCCGACGCCGGGAUGAGCUUCCGAAAGGGCGACGUGCUGGAGAUCGUGGACCAGACGGACGCCCUCUGGUGGCAGGCCAAGAAACUCCCCAGCAACACAGACUGCGCCGGCCUCAUCCCCUCCACCAACCUGCUCAGACGGAAGCAGAGGGACUUCUGGUGGGCUCAGCCUUAUCAGCCACAUGCCUGCGUUCAGACCUUGAGCACUGUAGACGAAGAGGAAGACAUGAUGGCCAUUGAUGGGAGAUGUGUCGAAGCAGAUGAGGAGGCAUUUGAAUCUGAGGAGCUCAGAGAAGAGGAGGAUGACUUCACCAGCAACAUUGAGGGGGUUUACUUAACGGGCUUCCGGCGCAGCAUGCGUUUGUGCAGACGGCACUUCCACAGCACCACGCAGCCGUCCUGCCACGCCCGCUGUCCCAGCAGCUGCCACAGCGCCACCAGCAGCCCCUACGAGGAAGUGGUUCGCUACCAGCGCCAACCGCAGGACCCACAGCGCCUUAUCGCCCUCUUAGGUCCGUCUAGUGUGGGUGUGAAUGAACUUCGGAGGCGCUUGAUCGAAACGAACCCCAACGUCUACCAAGGAGCUUUAGCUUACACCACGAGGGCACCCAAAUCCUAUGAGGAGUCGGGAAGAGAAUAUUUCUUCACCAGCAGAGAAGUCUUCGACAACAUGGUUUAUAACAACAGGUUUCUGGAGUACGGCGAGUACAAAGGGAAUCUGUACGGCACCAGCAUCGAGUCCGUGAGGGAGGUUUUAAACCGGGGAAAGAUCUGCGUCAUUGACAUCGAGCCCAACGCCAUUCAGGCAGUGAGGACCCACGAACUGAAGGCCUACAUCAUCUAUGUGAAGCCUCCGCCUCUGGAGCACCUCAGGGAGACCAGACAGGAUGCGUGCAUCACCACCAACUACUAUGUCAACAGACCCUUCAAAAGCGACGACUUCCAGGAGAUGGAAGAGGCCGCCCGCAAGAUGGAGUCGCACUUCUGUCAGUUCUUUGACCACGUGAUCGUUAACGACGAGCUGCAGGACUCCUGCGCCCAGCUGCUGACCGCGGUGAGGAAGGCUCAGGACGAGCCGCAGUGGGUCCCUGCCAGCUGGAUCCGGCCCACCACCGAGUCCUGAGGGAGGACGAAGGGGAAGAGGAGGGGCGAAGAGUGAUGUGACCCGCCCCCCUGGCCCUUUUUUUUGUUUUUAAUUAUUAUGGCAGCAAAUUUUGGCAAACUGAAAGUCUGGAAUAUCAUCUGGAAAACAUUAACAUGAAAUCAAUUUGUUUUUCUGUCCAACACUGCAUUUUCAAGGGGAGUAGGGCAUGAAAAAAAAAAUCGGAAUAUUUUGAUCUGGGUGUUUCUGACGUGCUUGAUCUGGUUCUUAAGUCGUUGUCAAAUCCCCAAAGACAAGAUGAAGCUGGACUCGUGCCCAAAGAAAUCCCUGAAGCUCUGUCAGUUUAAUCAGCUUUUUGUUUGUCUUUUAAAAGUAGGAAGACAACUCUAUUUAGACAAGUAUAAUAACACUACGAUCUUGGAAUUAUUACAGUCACAAUGUCCUUAUAAUAAGGUAGAUUUGUACUUUGCAUGUAGCUUGCUCUGCUCCCCUCUGUUGUAACAUAGAUCUGCAAAAAAGACUUGAGGUUUGUCCAACUGAUGUUUACAAAGUAGAAAUCCAAAUGCAGUUUUUUUUUAAUCUUGUAGGAUGGAUACUUUACAAUAAUCUGAAAGAAUGAUCCAGGUGAGCUGACUUCCUUUGUAGAUCCUGUGAGGUAGAGCCACAGAACAGGAUGAAGUACUCCAUAUGUCACGUCUAUCAUUUCUGUGUGUUUUUCUAUAGCUUAGCGUUUGUCAUUGCACGCCAAAAAAUUUACCCAAGGUUUACAAAAAGCUAAAUUAACCAAAUGCUGUGUUUGGCAAACUUGCAAAAAUAACACUUUAGUGACCUUAAACCAUGUUUUUCAUAGUAAAAUGCUUCCAAAGUGCAUGCAAAGCAAUGGAAUUUUAAAACGUGUACCUGUUUGUGACGUUAAUAA
Messenger RNA from Limanda limanda (common dab), 2799 nucleotides. RefSeq names its product MAGUK p55 subfamily member 4-like. Bases 6 to 1901 code for a protein of 631 amino acids. Lineage: Eukaryota; Metazoa; Chordata; Actinopteri; Pleuronectiformes; Pleuronectidae. The record is from RefSeq and is a predicted model, not a curated record. Gene Ontology annotation, cellular component: adherens junction; plasma membrane. Gene Ontology annotation, molecular function: protein binding. The transcript is spliced from 21 exons.